CAGAGGUCAUCUAUCAAGGAUAUGGAAACAAAAAAUGUAACAGAGCUGACAGAGUUCAUUCUCACAGGACUUACACAUCAAUCAGAGUGGCAGAUCCCCCUGUUCCUUCUGUUCUUGAUGAUAUACCUCAUCACCAUUGUGGGAAACCUUGGUCUAAUCACGCUCAUCUGCAAUGACCCUCACCUUCACAUCCCCAUGUACUUAUUCCUUGGGAAUCUGGCCUUUGUGGAUACUUGGUUAUCCUCCACAGUGACCCCCAAGAUGCUGCUCAACUUCUUUGCCAUGAGCAAAAUGAUCUCUCUUUCUGAAUGUAAGAUACAGUUUUUUUCCUUUGCAAUUUGCGUAACCACAGAAUGUUUUCUGCUGGCGACAAUGGCAUUUGAUCGCUAUGUAGCCAUAUGCAAACCAUUACUUUAUCCAGUGAUCAUGACGAAUAGACUAUGUAUCUGGCUGUUAGUUUUGUCAUUUUUAGGUGGCCUCUUCCAUGCCAUAAUUCAUAAUGCUUUUUUACUCAGAUUAACCUUCUGCAAUUCCAUCAUAGUAAAUCACUUUUUUUGUGACAUUAUACCAUUGUUUAAGAUUUCCUGUACUGAUCCUUCCAUUAAUUUUCUUAUAGUAUUCAUUUUUGCUGGAUCGAUACAGGCAUUCACCAUUUCCAUCAUUCUUGUCUCUUAUACACUUGUUCUCUUUACAAUCUUAAAAAAGAAGUCUCUACAAGGAAUAAGGAAGGCCGUCUCCACCUGUGGAGCCCACCUCCUGUCUGUCUCUUUAUACUAUGGGCCUCUUCUCUUCAUGUAUGUGCUCCCUGGAUCUGCACAAGAAAAUGAUCAGAAUAUGAUGGACUCUCUGUUUUAUACUGUCAUAAUUCCUUUCUUAAAUCCAAUAAUUUACAGCCUGAGAAAUAAGAAAGUCAUAGACUCACUGACAAAAAUGUUAAAGAGAAAUGUUUAGCUAUCAUAUUAAUAAGUAUUCUCUUUUCAUUAAAACA
Molecule: messenger RNA, 988 nt
Organism: Bubalus bubalis (water buffalo)
Lineage: Eukaryota; Metazoa; Chordata; Mammalia; Artiodactyla; Bovidae
Product: olfactory receptor 5H8-like
Exons: 1
Coding region: 22-951 (309 amino acids)
Biological process (GO): sensory perception of smell; G protein-coupled receptor signaling pathway
Cellular component (GO): membrane
Molecular function (GO): olfactory receptor activity; G protein-coupled receptor activity; odorant binding
Source: RefSeq, a predicted model, not a curated record